ACUGGCAUGAGGCGGAGCCGAGAUAGACAGUGAAUCCGUCCAAUAAGGCGUGAAGCCCGAGGCCGGCACGAGCCAGUGCAGUCGGGAGGCGGGACUCGGGUGUGUGUAGAAAGGACCCCGACGAUCUUCGCCGCUAUCGACGCGUCAGACGCGUAGAGCAGCUGCCGUAGUCCUCAGGUGUUGGUGUUCGCCGCCGCCAUGAGCUACACAGGCUUUGUCCAGGGAUCUGAAACCACUCUGCAGUCGACGUACUCAGACACCAGUGCUCAGCCCACCUGUGAUUAUGGAUAUGGAACUUGGAACUCUGGGACAAACAGAGGCUAUGAGAAUUAUGGCUAUGGCUAUGGCUAUGGUCAGGAGAACACCACCAACUAUGGGUAUGGUAUGGCCACUUCAAACUCUUGGGAAAUGCCUACCUCUGACACAAGUGCGAACCCUAGUGCCUCGGGUAGCGCCAGUGCCGAUUCCGUUUUAUCCAGAAUUAACCAGCGCUUAGAUAUGGUGCCUCACAUGGAGACAGACAUGAUACAAGGAGGCGUGUACAGCUCAGGUGCAGAAAGGUAUGACUCCUAUGAGGCCUGUGACUCGAGGGCCGUCCUGAGCGAGCGUGACCUCUACCGGUCAGGCUAUGACUACGCCGAGCUUGACCCCGAGAUGGAAAUGGCCUAUGAAGGCCAAUAUGAUGCCUACCGUGACCAGUUCCGCAUGCGUGGCAGCGACACCUUUGGUCCCAGGGCUCAGGGCUGGGCCCGGGAUGCCCGGAGCAGCCGGCCGAUGGCCUCCGGCUAUGGGCGCAUGUGGGAAGACCCCAUGGGGGUCCGGGGCCAGUGCAUGCCUGGUGCCUCCCGGCUGCCCUCCCUCUUCUCCCAGAACAUCAUCCCAGAGUACGGCAUGUUCCAGGGCAUGCGUGGUGGGAGUGCCUUCCCAGGCAGCUCCCGCUUUGGCUUUGGGUUUGGCAAUGGCAUGAAGCAGAUGAGGCGGACCUGGAAGACCUGGACCACGGCCGACUUCCGAACCAAGAAGAAGAAGAGAAAGCUGGGUGGCAGUCCUGAUGAGCCUGACAGCAAAGCCAGCCGGACAGACUGCUCAGACAAUAGCGAUUCAGACAACGAUGAGGGCACUGAGGGAGAAGCCGCAGAGGGCACUGAAGGCUCUGAGGCUGUGGAGAAAGGCUCCCGAGCAGAAGGAGAGGACGAGGAGGGAAAAGAGGAUGGGAGAGAAGAAGGCAGAGAGGAUUCGGAGAAGGGGGCCCAAGAUGAGAAUGGCCAGACCAAGCGCAAGUUGCAGGCAAGCAAGAAGAGCCAGGACAAACAGAAAAAGCGGCAGCGAGACCGCAUGGUGGAAAGGAUCCAAUUUGUGUGUUCUCUCUGUAAAUACCGGACCUUCUACGAGGAUGAGAUGGCCAGCCACCUUGACAGCAAGUUCCACAAGGAGCACUUUAAGUAUGUAGGCACCAAGCUCCCUAAGCAGACGGCUGACUUUCUGCAGGAGUAUGUCACCAACAAGACCAAGAAGACAGAGGAGCUCCGAAAAACUGUGGAGGACCUUGAUGGUCUGAUCCAGCAGAUCUACAGAGACCAGGAUCUGACCCAAGAAAUUGCCAUGGAGCAUUUUGUGAAGAAGGUGGAAGCAGCCCACUGUGCAGCCUGUGACCUCUUCAUUCCCAUGCAGUUUGGGAUCAUCCAGAAGCAUCUCAAGACCAUGGAUCACAACCGGAACCGCAGGCUCAUGAUGGAGCAGUCCAAGAAGUCCUCGCUCAUGGUGGCCCGCAGUAUCCUCAACAAUAAGCUCAUCAGCAAGAAGCUGGAGCGCUACCUGAAGGGCGAGAACCCUUUUACCGACAGCCCGGAGGAGGAGAAGGAGCAGGAGGAGAGCGAGGGCGGCGCCCUGGAUGAGGGCGCGCUGGGCGAAGCGGCAGGAAUCGCGGAGGGUGUGGAGGGCACACCGGCGCAGCCCCCUGUGCCCCCGGAGCCGGCCCCCAGCGUCGCGUCGCCGCCCCCGCCACCCCCCCCGGAGGAGGAGGAGGGCGCCAUGCCCCUGCUAGGUGGGGCGCUCCAGCGCCAGAUCCGCGGCAUCCCGGGCCUCGACGUGGAGGAUGACGAGGAGGGCGGUGGGGGCGCCCCGUGACCCGGGCCGGUGCGGCCCAUGGGGCCGAGGCUGGAAGCCGAGCCUAAUAAAGCUUUUCCGUCCCCAUC
Messenger RNA from Galeopterus variegatus (Sunda flying lemur), 2195 nucleotides. RefSeq names its product A kinase (PRKA) anchor protein 8-like (gene AKAP8L). The transcript has 14 exons. The coding region runs from base 199 to 2127 and encodes 642 amino acids. Gene Ontology annotation, cellular component: nuclear matrix; nucleus. The record is from RefSeq and is a predicted model, not a curated record. Gene Ontology annotation, molecular function: protein kinase A regulatory subunit binding; DNA binding. Lineage: Eukaryota; Metazoa; Chordata; Mammalia; Dermoptera; Cynocephalidae.